Populus trichocarpa (black cottonwood) is the source of this 763-nucleotide messenger RNA. RefSeq lists its product as uncharacterized. The coding region runs from base 117 to 644 and encodes 175 amino acids. Gene Ontology annotation, molecular function: structural constituent of ribosome. Gene Ontology annotation, biological process: translation. Lineage: Eukaryota; Viridiplantae; Streptophyta; Magnoliopsida; Malpighiales; Salicaceae. Gene Ontology annotation, cellular component: ribosome. The record is from RefSeq and is a predicted model, not a curated record. The transcript has a single exon.
AACCCUAACUACAGUGAGCUCUCCAUUUCCUUUUAAAAAAAAAAAAACAUGAAAAACCCUCCUCCUCCUCCCCCUUCACUCUAAACCCAUAAAUUCUUCCAUAAAAAAAGAAGAAGAUGAGCUCCAUAACCACAAACCUUGCCUCUAAAACACUGAAAAGACGACUCCUCCCAUUCACACCGAAACCCAUCACCAUCAUCUCCCGCUCCUCCUCCUCCUCCUCCUCGGAAACCCAAACCCAGAAACUUGAACGCAUUGCUGACGUGCUUCUUGACCUAACAAAGAUCGAGAGGCACGACUAUGCCAUUCUCUUCAGACAUAAAAUGGGUCUUGGUCGUUAUGGCCCUGCUGUCUCUGGGGCCAUUUUAUCAGGCCCGGCUGCACCUGGAUCCGCCUCCGGGGAUGUGAAGACAGCUGCGGCGGCUGAGAAGACUGCCUUUGAUAUUAAGUUGGAGAAGUUUGAUGCAGCGGCCAAGAUCAAGGUUAUAAAGGAAGUUAGGACUUUUACUGAUUUGGGUUUGAAGGAAGCCAAGGACUUGGUGGAGAAAGUGCCUGUGGUUUUGAAGAAGGGUCUUACUAAAGAAGAGGCUGGUCCCAUUAUUGAAAAACUUAAAGCAUUGGGAGCUACUGUGGUACUUGAAUGAAUUUGUUUUCUUUCUUAUCUAUCAAAAUUAUUUUUGGUGAAUUGCGAUGUAGAAUAACGUAUUGUUCAACUUAAAUGAUCAUGGAGAAAUUUGGAGGACCUAGCAUGCCAUUUUGGUUA